Dalotia coriaria is the source of this 964-nucleotide messenger RNA. RefSeq lists its product as uncharacterized. Gene Ontology annotation, biological process: olfactory behavior; sensory perception of smell. The transcript has 10 exons. Gene Ontology annotation, molecular function: odorant binding; dibutyl phthalate binding. The record is from RefSeq and is a predicted model, not a curated record. Gene Ontology annotation, cellular component: extracellular region. Bases 93 to 902 code for a protein of 269 amino acids. Lineage: Eukaryota; Metazoa; Arthropoda; Insecta; Coleoptera; Staphylinidae.
AAUAAAGAAUUUUUUCAUUCAGGGAUAUCAGUUGUAUCUGCAUUUACCAACUUAUAUCAACAAAUACGUCUACCAGCUACAUAAACUCAAAAAUGAAGGCAUUUUUGGUUGCAGCUCUUUUCAUUCAAUGCGCAUUGUUUGUUUCUUGCGACUUUAACGAUCCAAAGUGGAAGGCGCUGCGCGCAAAGUGUGUUGGGUUGACUGGCAUGGACGAAACACACAUUCAUAACGCCAAGCAAGGCCAAUUCACUGUUGAUGAGACUUUCAAAAUGUACUUGAAGUGUAUCAUGGACGAAGAAAACUUGUGGCUGCCAGGUGGAAAAGUGAACGUUGAAGCCUUGAUGGAGGCCAUUCCCGAGAAAUUACUUCCAAUUUUUGAGAAACCAGUGAAGGAAUGCAUCGAUGAAGUUGAGCACGAUCCGGAACAACACGAAUUGGCCUACAAAUUGACAAAAUGUGUUUACGACAAAACUCUUGACCACAAUUUAAUUAAACUUGUGACACUUUUUUGCUGUCUACUAGCAGCGAAUUCCUGGAAAAAUGUGCCGGAGGAAUUCAUGGAAAUCGGUAAUGUUGUUUCGGAAAAAUGCAUUGGAAAAGUGCCAGUUUCCAAAGAAACUGUGGCAAAAGCAAGAGAUUUAAUUUUUCCUGAAACAGGAACCGAAGAAGAGAAUCACUAUAAAUGCUAUUUACUGUGCAUCUUCCAAGAACUUGGCGUUUGGGGUGAUGGCGUCGUUGACGUCGUCAAACAUGAAAUGGCAUUCCCUCCACAUCUACGUGAAAAGUAUAAUUCAAGUCGUAUGAGUUGCAAAGGCACAAAAGGUGCAAAUGAUUGCGAAUCAGCUUUCUUGACAAUGGAGUGUUACAAAAACCACGAUCCAGACAAUUACUUUAUUUUUUAAGCAAUGCAAUAUAAAUACCGAGUGGAAAUUGAGCGUACGCACGUAGGCAACCAAAUAAACAU